Molecule: messenger RNA, 465 nt
Organism: Argiope bruennichi
Lineage: Eukaryota; Metazoa; Arthropoda; Arachnida; Araneae; Araneidae
Exons: 2
Coding region: 1-465 (154 amino acids)
Source: RefSeq, a predicted model, not a curated record
AUGAGGGAAAAAAAGGACUUUCCUAAGGCUGCAGAUGUGAUUUGUCCUGAUUUUUACAUGGAUGACAUUCUAUCAGGUGAUGCAACGCUAGAAGAUACUAAAAAUCUUCAAACCCAGAUUUCUGAACUUCUCAGAAGAGCUGGAUUUGAGCUUCACAAAUGGAUCGCUAAUAACUCUAAUUUACUACAAAACAUAUCUACCACAUCCUAUUCAUUUUCGAAAGAACAAGGUGUUAGUUCUGUAAAAACAUUAGGUAUGUUUUGGGAUCCAAAAGAAGAUUGUUUUACAUAUAAGGUAAAGAUCAAGCCUAAGGAGACUUUUUCAAAAAGGGAAGUGCUGUCAGAAAUAGCAAGUCUUUAUGAUCCACUUGGACUUUUAGGCCCUCUCAUUACCAAGCGCUGGGCGGAAUGUUACGUCAUGACAUGUAAGAGCUCCACCUAUAACAAUUGUGAUCUUGCGCAUUAA